This is a messenger RNA of Tympanuchus pallidicinctus (lesser prairie-chicken), 987 nucleotides long. RefSeq names its product proteasome 20S subunit alpha 3 (gene PSMA3). The record is from RefSeq and is a predicted model, not a curated record. Gene Ontology annotation, cellular component: synapse; proteasome core complex, alpha-subunit complex; proteasome core complex. The coding region runs from base 87 to 854 and encodes 255 amino acids. Lineage: Eukaryota; Metazoa; Chordata; Aves; Galliformes; Phasianidae. Gene Ontology annotation, biological process: ubiquitin-dependent protein catabolic process. The transcript has 11 exons.
AAUGGGAUCGAACGUUGUUGGGCCGUCCGGAGCGCGAGCGAGGCCGGGGCGGGAGGGGGGCUGCGUGCGACCGAGGCGGCGCCGCCAUGAGCUCCAUCGGCACCGGGUACGACCUGUCGGCCUCCACCUUUUCUCCCGACGGCAGGGUGUUCCAGGUCGAAUACGCGAUGAAGGCGGUGGAGAACAGCAGUACAGCAAUCGGGAUAAGAUGUAAAGAUGGUGUUGUCUUCGGUGUAGAAAAACUCGUUCUGUCCAAGCUGUAUGAAGAGGGUUCCAAUAAACGCCUCUUCAACGUCGAUCGGCACGUUGGAAUGGCAGUGGCAGGACUGCUGGCAGAUGCUCGUUCGCUGGCAGACAUAGCUAGAGAAGAAGCUUCUAACUUCAGGACUAACUAUGGCUAUGAUAUUCCACUGAAGCAUCUUGCAGACAGAGUGGCCAUGUACGUGCAUGCAUACACACUGUACAGCGCUGUCAGACCUUUUGGUUGCAGUUUCAUGUUGGGGUCCUACGAUGAAGAUGACGGUGCACAACUGUACAUGAUUGAUCCAUCAGGAGUUUCAUACGGUUAUUGGGGCUGUGCCAUCGGUAAAGCCAGGCAGGCUGCAAAAACAGAGAUUGAAAAACUUCAGAUGAAGGAAAUGACUUGCCGUGACGUUGUGAAGGAGGUUGCGAAAAUAAUCUACAUCGUUCACGAUGAAGUAAAGGACAAAGCUUUUGAGUUGGAACUCAGCUGGGUUGGAGAAAUAACCAAUGGAAAACAUGAAAUUGUUCCCAAAGACAUAAGGGAAGAAGCAGAAAAAUAUGCCAAGGAAUCUUUGAAAGAGGAGGAUGAAUCAGAUGAUGAGAAUAUGUAACACAUUGUUACUUCAAGACAAGUUUGACUUAGUACAGGUUUGUUUAUAAUGGAUUAACCAUGGGAUGCUCCUAUGUACUGCUGGAGGAAACUGAGUGACCAACUUGCACUAAUAAAUUUUCCAUUUUACUGUC